This is a messenger RNA of Belonocnema kinseyi, 1341 nucleotides long. RefSeq lists its product as uncharacterized. NCBI's taxonomy places the organism in Eukaryota, Metazoa, Arthropoda, Insecta, Hymenoptera, Cynipidae. Bases 323 to 1216 code for a protein of 297 amino acids. The transcript is spliced from 7 exons. The record is from RefSeq and is a predicted model, not a curated record.
UUUGGCGCUACUUCUUUUCACAGAAGGAGUGUUAAAGAUAUCGAGUAUUAUUGGUGAAGUCAGCAAUGCUCACAAAUCCACGGACCAUUCGCAGGUCCUGAGGAAAGUGAAGAACAUAUUGGAAUUUCGGGCGAAAUUUUCAAGGAAAGAGAAGAUGGUUUUGAAAAGAAGGAAAGAAAGGAAAGGGUAAGUCCAGAGCGUAUAGAAGAUCAAGGUGAAGAUCAAGAAUUUAUCAUAGAUGAAGGUCAAGAAUUUACCAUAAAUGAGGAAUUCGAGGAUUCUAGGGGCAGGGGCACUCACAAAAUAGGUUCAGAUAAUAAUUAUGAUCAGCUUUUUUCUCAACAAAACUCAACAGAAUUUAAGUAGGAUGCCGGACAAUAAAGAAGCCGUGGAAAAGUUGCAGGCUGUUGUCUUGUCAUUCAUAAUAAGAACCGUUUUGGAAAUCUGGGUGAGGUUCCGGUCUUCGUGUUGUCUGCCUCAAUUUUCAAAUGAUUUGUCGGAUAAGUCUGUCUCUGUCUUCAUCAGCUUGUAUCGUCUGUUUGGAGUCGGAUGUUUGUCCAUAUUCAAUAUUUUAUCUUGCUUUUGGUCACGUGUCCAAAUUUUUAUUUACUUUUUGACAUGUGGAAGAGGCACCACCAAGAGAAGUUUGGAAUUAUUUUAUGAAAGUUCAUUAGAAAAAGUCCGGUAUUCAAAGUGUCAGGAGGAAUUCAAUUAUUGCAGCAGUACUUCUCCCAUGCAGAAGCACUUUAUAACAGUCCAUCAAAUGAAACUAUGCAGUAGCUCCAAAAAACGGAAACUUGAUGUCACUUCUAACCCUGCCAGUGCUAAAGACUCUGAUCGUAUAGGCGGUUUCGUGGAAGAGCUACUUGCUUUGUCAUCUCGUAAGGAUGCGGAGUCUACUGAGGACCAAAUAAAAACAUCCGGAGAUUCGACUCGUCCUAUCCUAAUUAUCAAAGGGACGACUAUGUAUCAGGAAUCAUAUUCAUGUUUUGUCGUGGUGGAAAAGACGAUUUUACUGGAAACUGACAGUGUCUUGCAAGGAGCUUUUUUCAUCGUGUUGAGUCACUAUGUGUACGGAAUGCUUCUGGAUAUUAAUCCUCAAAAAGGGAACAAAUGUCAACAGAAAAAGAAACACCAGAAACUUGACGAUGAUGAUUCAAGAGCCAUAAAAUUAAUAAAUAAAAUUGUUAAAUUUGAAACUUCCAACAUAUUAUAAUGUUUUAUAAAAUAACUUUACAUAAAUUAUAAUGCAAUUUAGUAACUUUGUAUUUUGUAAUUUAUUAAAUCGUACAAUUGUAAUUCAGAAAUAUGUCUAAACUUUAUAGAAAAGUUUUCGAAAAU